Dermacentor andersoni is the source of this 1694-nucleotide messenger RNA. RefSeq lists its product as uncharacterized. NCBI's taxonomy places the organism in Eukaryota, Metazoa, Arthropoda, Arachnida, Ixodida, Ixodidae. Gene Ontology annotation, molecular function: nucleic acid binding; zinc ion binding. The record is from RefSeq and is a predicted model, not a curated record.
UGGUUUUCUUCUAGUUUUUUCUUUUUGUUCUGGAGUACGCUUCCGCACCGCAGGGACCACGAGCACGGGAACAAGGGAACCGCCCCCAUCUCGCGGCAGCUGGCAAUCCCCCCUAGGCCUACUUGACUUGCUCCGACAUUGGGUCCCACAGCUCCUGCAUCUGUACCCAACCGCUCUGACCCGCGUAAGCUCAAUGAACGUUUUAUUCUACCUAUCGCUGUCCUUGCGCUCCGCUAUUCCGCACCAUCCUGCCUCCGCAGAACCGCUUGACAUUGCUUGACCAUUCCGUCGGACCGCUUUUCCCGUCCACUUACAACACCAAAGAUGCACCGCCGGCAUUUUAAUGCACCUACGUUCGCGUAAAGUCAACAAGGGCGCGGUUGAAAAUCAUACUCGCCAAACCACUUGUACGAUGCCUGAUAAAAAGGGCCAAGCCGCGCCCGGACAAGAUAUGUCCAGCAUUAUUGCCCAGCUGACCGCGCUGCUCGAGCAUCAGACAAACCAGGCAGCCAGCUUCCGUUUUCAGCUCGCUGUGCCUACAUAUGAAGGCCACACAGAUAAGAAAUCGGUGGCGGACUUCCUUCUGGAAAUGCAAGAUUACCGCGACGCGCAAGCCAUUACGGAUGACGUUCUUCUUCAGCGCGUUUUGCCCGUUGCCCUGACUGGGUCCGCCGCCCGCUGGCGUCGUCGCCAGUCAUUCCAAAGUUGGACGCACUUUGAGCAGCUACUGCGAGCAGAAUUCCUCCCCCCAGACUACGUCGUCCGCAUGAAAGACGAGCUUCGCGCCCGUAGUCAGGCGGAGGAGGAAAGCCUCCAAGAAUACAUACGGUCCUUUCAGGAGCUUUACGAGCGCGCAGAUCCUUCAGCACCAGAAACGGAAAGAGUCACCCGGGCAAUCCGGCAAUCUCACCCACGCUUUCAGGCUUAUCUAAGGGGCCGUACUUUCUCUUCGCUUGACGAUCUCUCUAAAGCGGCGUCCGAUAUUCAGGCGGCGAUGUUGGCAGAGCUCACUUACCAGCCUCCACCCCCGCCUCAAGCCGCCCUCGAGCCGUCUUGCGCGUGGCACGGUUCUCAGAUUGCAAGCCCGGGGAAUAUGGUACCGCCCCCAAGGGCGCUAGACCCAUUCAUUCACCGCACCUUUGCCACCCAGGUACCUUUACGGCCUCCGGUCCGCGAACCCGCAACAACGUUGCCAGGCACUCGGGGCCGCAGCAGGCCUGUAGCGGCUGCCGCCCAAUCAGGCGCAGAAGAUACACGCAGGAGCAUUCCAGUCUGCUUCCAGUGCGGAGGACGAGGCCACUACAAGAGCCAGUGCCCGAGCCCCCCGGGCAUCCUCCAGCAGGGAAACGACGAGGGCCGGCGGUGGUGAGCAGCUACCAGUCGCCGGCCAACGACCUACCGCGCCCCGAUGUCCCCUCGCAACAUGCAGGCUCCGGAACGACCUCUCCGGCAGCAGCCUACCAUCACGCGGUGUCACUUGCAACAUCGAAGCAUCUUGCAGCGGCCGCCAAGCACCGAGCGAGGGCUGGCGUUCCCGAGACUACGAAAAGCCGGGUGUUUUGGUCGUCUCACCAUCCUGCGGCCACGGCGCUGAGCCGCAGACAACCUCGGCAGCAGAGAGGGGGAGAGAAACGGCUCCUCACACUCGAAUCACCACCAGCAUCAACGGUAGUAGCUGUACCGGAAAGGUGUCA